CUUACGUAAACGCCUCUUCGACGUCAUCAACCCGAUUCUGGUAGUUUUUGGGGAAGAAAACAUGGCUGCAAGGUUACUGCUAAGAAGCGCCGUCCGGGCCGCUGUGACCCGCAGGUCCUCUCCGGUGCUCGCGCUGAGCAGAGGGAUGGCGGCGGGAGGUAUUCCCACUGAUGAGGAGCAGGCAACUGGACUCGAGAAGAAGAUUAUGAAUGCUAUGAAAACAGGCACAGAUCCUUACAACAUACUGAAGCCCAAGGAGUAUGCAGGGUCAAAGACGGACCCCCAUCUUGUACCGUCCAUCACCAACAAAAGAAUCGUUGGCUGUGUCUGUGAGGAGGACAACACCGCUGUGGUUUGGUUCUGGCUCCAUGAGGGUGAAGCCCAGCGCUGUCCCUCAUGCGGCUCUCAUUACAAACUAGUUCCUCAUGAGCUUCCUCACUGAUCCUGCUGCCUCCAUCGCAGCAUCACAUCCCAGAAUUCCAGAGACCUCAUGACCUCAUUCAUGUUUGUCAUUUUGCAAAGAAGUACAGGAGAUGUAACCUGUUCUCCUGGUGUGGGACACAACAUUUUAACAAUUCCUAAAAUACAGUUUAUUUAAAUUAUUGGAGUGUACUUUUUCCAUUUGGUCUGGUUACACAUAAUAAACAUGCUUACUCUGA
This is a messenger RNA of Carassius auratus (goldfish), 659 nucleotides long. Its product is annotated as cytochrome c oxidase subunit 5B, mitochondrial-like. Gene Ontology annotation, biological process: mitochondrial electron transport, cytochrome c to oxygen. The transcript has 4 exons. Gene Ontology annotation, cellular component: respiratory chain complex IV; mitochondrial envelope. Bases 62 to 442 code for a protein of 126 amino acids. NCBI's taxonomy places the organism in Eukaryota, Metazoa, Chordata, Actinopteri, Cypriniformes, Cyprinidae. The record is from RefSeq and is a predicted model, not a curated record.